CACUUUGAGUCAAACAGAGAAAGAGAGAGAGAGGACGGGUGUUGUAUUCUGUUCUGUCUGCUUUCCUUCCAGGAAACACAUCCUGUGGCUGCAGUAAAGUGUUUAUCACAGAGAGAGAGAGAGAGAGAGUCAUUUCCACAGUACUCCCUUCUGUCUCAUCACAGAUCUUCUGGGCUUUUCAGGGAUCAAACCUGCACAUUCCCACGCUCGAGAAACUUGUGAAACUAUUUAAGACAAGUAAUUUGAGAUAAGGGCACUACAAAACGAGUCUGUGACAGAGAGAUGGAGUGUGUGGAGGGGAAAAAAGAAACACAGAGAGACCGAAUCACGCAGAUCUUUUAGCAUUCCACAGCAUUCCCAGCAGGGAGACGAGGAGAAAUAAGGAUCCAGAAGACAUCUGGAGGAGAAAGGGAGAAGAACGGACAGGCAGCAAGGGUUAAGAAGAAAGGAGGACCAGAAUAAGACAACAUUUGCGACAAAGUUAGAAGAGGAACUAUUUCAAGAACAUUUUAUGCAUGUAUGUGAUGGCCUUGGAGGUCUACCAUCCAGCCUUACGAGCAUCUGUGGCCCCUGACUCUGAGGACGAGGGCUAAAGACUCCAAUCGCCCCAGAAAACAUCCUCAAAACACAAGAAUGAGUGGCGAUGUCCUCUAGCUAAACUUUCACUGUGUGUGUGCGUGUACUGGGGAGUGGAUUUUUGUUGGAGUUGCAAGUUUUCAGACGCUCCGGCAGGCUUGGGGGUACUGUGAGUGGCCCAGCCCUGGUGCAGCAGGUACAGCGGGGGGCGUAUGGCCGUGCGCAGGCUGGUGGUGGUGGCGGCAGCAAUGGCCCUGCUUUCUCUGGUGCUCAAUAACUUGGCCACAUUUAGUUCCAACUGGGUGCUGCAGGUGCUGGAGGAUGGGCGACGGCGAAGCGUCGGGCUCUGGAGAAUGUGUCCGCAUGAGGAUACGCACGCUCACACAAACACACCCUGUCAGAGGCUCAGCUGGGGAUCGGACUUCGCAGGGUACCAGGAAUCACGCAGCACUGUCAAACUUCAGUUUGAUAUGAUGCGUGCAUGUAACCUGAUGGCUACGGUGGCUCUGACAGUGGGUCAACUGAUCUUCCUGUUUGGGUUAUUGGAGAUAAGUCACAUUAACCAGGAAUCUCAGUGGUGGGAGGAGGCCAUCGCUGCCCUGUUCCAGUUAGCCAGUUUUGUGCUGGUGAUCGGCCUCGUGACAUUCUACAGGAUCGGACCCUACACGCACCUUUCCUACUCAUGCUAUGUCAACAUUGCCUCAUGCCUGUUCGCAACGCUAGCAGCUGCCAUGCUAAUCUGGAACAUUCUGCAUCGCCGUGAAGACUGUCUGUCGCCACCUGUUAUUGUCAUCAGACGAUCUUUGACCACGCCCUUCAGGCCACGCCUUGAUAAUGACUAUGUGGAGUCACCGUGCUGACGUGUGAAGACAUUACACGCUUUGAGACAAAAAGACACAUUGGAUAUUUGCAUGAGAGGGAUAUAAACCCAUUUCUAUACGAAACAGAACUGCUGGAACUUUAUACUAAAGAGCAGUAAUCGUGUGACUGCGAAGAUGAAGGAAAUUAUUUUCGUAGUAAAUGGAGUAUUUACGAAACUCAUUUAAACACUGAAGUAGGACUGUGGAUGUUGCGGCAAAGAUUUAUGAGAUCAAGCUGGAUCUUGACACGUUUAUGUUCAUGAGUGCACUUAUGAAAAAGUAGAAGCACAUUUGUAUGCACAUGUAUCUAAUAUGGUUGUUCGAAACAUAAAGCACCAAUUUCAACAAAAAAAAAUGUUUUCACUGCAUUGAAUAAUGGUCAAAACCAAGGACAAUUGAAUAUAGUCAUUAAUAGGCCGACACUGAAUCUGCACACUUUUUUCAUUUUUUCAGUAUCACUUUACAAUAUGGUCAAAUUCUUUAUCAUCAAUUAAUGCAUUGGCUAUCAUGAGCAAACAAUGAAUAAAUGCAUUUUUACAGCAUUUAUUAAUCUUGGUAAAUGUUCAUUUAUAAAUAUACUUUUGUUAAUUGUUAAUUCAUGAUAGUUCAUAAUGUAUUGACUGAUAAUAAUAAUAAUAACUUUAACUGUAAACAAAUCUAUUACUAUAUUUAGAAAUUAAUAUUUACCAAGACUAAUAAAUGCGGUAAAACUUUACAGUAAGGUUGUAUUGGUUAAUAUCAGAACUAUAUUAGUUAACAUGAACUAACAAUGAACAAUACUUUUACAGCACCUAUUAAUCUGGGUUAAUUUGACUGACAACAUAUCCUAAAACAUUUUUUAAAAGUUAAAAGUUGCGCAUUAUGAACUAACAUGAACCAACAAUGAACAAUAGUAUAUUUAUAAAUUAACAUUAACAAAGAAUAAUAAAUUAUGCAAUAAAAUAUUGCUAAUUGUCAGUUUGUAAUAUCUAACAUGAUGUAACUAGUGUUAAAAAAAUACAAAAAAUACCAUUAAUGCUGUAAAAGUACUGUUCUUUGUUAGUUCAUGUUAAUUGUGUUAACUGUUAACAAAUAUAAACUUAUUGUAAUUGCAAUUUAUUUCGUUUUUUUGUUUGUUUUUUUGCUGAUUGUGAGAGAAGAUCUGUAGAAUUCUGAAGAAUGGAUUUGAAAAGGUAAAUCUCAUGGAAACAUGUGGUCGGAUUUCAUCCCAAAAUCAACAGAAAAAAAGUACAAAUGUGUGUUUUGCAUAAAGAUAACAUUUUACGCAUUGUGACCGUAUUUAAGUUCUCCUUACCAUAAUGCAUUUAGAUGUUUACAUUUAGAGUUGUUUUCAACUCUCAUUGCUCAUUGGAAUCUCACAACUGUAGAACAGUAAUUGUUAUUUAAUGGUUUUUACUAUAUUGUAAUACAAUGAUUUUUAUUAACUACAUCAUACAUUAAAAAGACAGUACAACAAAUACUGCAAUUAUGUAUCAAUUCUUUACCACUUAAUGAAGCAGAGCUGGAACUACAGGCCUGCUUUGACCACUGAUUGGAGUGUAUUUGAAGCUGCAGCCACAGAUCUGGACGAGCUCACAGAUACUGUGACAUCAUAUAUCAGUUUCCUAGGAUAUGUGCAUCCCUACUAGGACAUUUUUAUCAUUCAAUAACAAUUAACCAUGGUUUACGGGGAAACUCAGACAGCUUCGUCAUGCCAGAGAGGAUGCUUACAGUAGUGGGGAUAAAAUAUUGUACUACCCAGGCCAGAAACACACUGACUAAGGAAAUCAGAGUGGCUAAAAGAAGCUACUCUGAAAAGCUGAAAAAACUGUUUUCAGCCAAUGGUCCUGCAUCUGUGUGGAAAGGCCUGAAAAGCAUUACCAAGUAUAAGACUCUUCCCCCUCGCUCUGUAGAGAGUCAACUAAUGGCUGAUGAACUGAAUGUGUUUUACUGCAGGUUUGAAAAGCCCAGUCUCACACCCCUCCCCGUUCUGAUCUUCACACACACACAAACACCUCCUGGAACCCCCCUACUCCCCCCUCCUGCUACACAACCUGCACUUAUGGCCUGUGAGAAUGAUGUGUGCCAGGUCAUCCAGAAACAAAAGACUAGGAAAGCUUCAGGACCAGACAGUGUCUCACCUGCCUGUCUGAAAGUCUGCACUGACCAACUGGCCUUCAACUUCACACAGAUUAAUUUAAUUGAGCACUGGAGCAGUUUGAAGUUCCCUGAUGCUUCAAAUGCUCCACCAUCAUUCCGGUCCCCAAAAAACCCAAAAUCAGAGGACAUAAUGACUACAGACCUGUCACUCUCACGUCUGUGGUCAUGAAGUCAUUUGAGAGACUGGUUUUGGUCUACCUGAAGGACCUCACUGGACCCCUGCUAGACACCCUUCAGUUUGCUUAGUGAGCAAACAGGUCUGUAGAUGAUGCAAUGAUCCUAUUUGUGGACUUCAGAUCCGCCUUCAACACCAUCAUGCCUGAUCUUCUCUCAACCAAACUGACCCAGGCGCUCCGUGCCAACCACAAUCUGUCGGUGGAUCACCAGCUUUCUGACAGAUAGGCAGCAGCUAGUGAGACUAGGAAAACUCACAUCCGGGACUCUCACUAUUAGCACUGGUGCUCCUCAGGGAUGCAUCCUCUCUCCACUGCUCUUCUCCCUGUACAUGAAUGACUGCACUGCAAAGGACCCCACAGUCAAGCUCCUGAAGUUUGCAGACAGCACCACGGUCAUUGGCAUCAUCCGUAACAGUGAUGAAUCUGCAUACAGAUGGGAGGUUGAU
This is a messenger RNA of Xyrauchen texanus (razorback sucker), 4197 nucleotides long. RefSeq names its product transmembrane protein 204-like. Bases 789 to 1436 code for a protein of 215 amino acids. The record is from RefSeq and is a predicted model, not a curated record. NCBI's taxonomy places the organism in Eukaryota, Metazoa, Chordata, Actinopteri, Cypriniformes, Catostomidae. The transcript has 3 exons.